UGACGAUGAUGAUGACGACGACAAAGCCGACGAAAACGUCCAGGGACAAGGCCAGGAGCUUCGAAAUGUCGUCGCCAGGUGGCAACACCGAUGCGUCGUCAUUUGUUGUUUCGCAACGCAACCAAUAUUAGUUCCAUCAAGUUGUACGAACAUUUCUCGUCGAUGGAUUUUCAAAGGAUACGUUAACAAACAUCGUUCUUUUUUAUUGCACACGACGACGCUGACAGUUUUUUAAAAUUACGUGCAACGAAAUAACAUGGCUGCAAAAGUUAAACAUUACGAUCCGUUUAGCUCGGCGAGUUCCGAGAGCGAGGAUGGAGAAAUUCCUUUGGACGAUCGUGAAUUACUUGUCGAUGAAAUUUGCGACGAAGCGACGACCACGCCGCAAUCGCCGAGACCACCGUCCACCGGUUCACAAAAAUCUCCACGUUCAAGAAGGCAACGUACUACCAGUAUGACACAAUCUAGUAAAAAGACAUCAGCGGAAUCUAUCAUUAGAAGUAAGAGAGGAACCAUUUAUACAGCAGGUAGACCACCUUGGUAUAAUUCUGCGGGACAGCAAGUAGAACCUUUUGUUAUUGGAAUCUGUGGAGGCAGUGCUUCGGGUAAAACUACAGUAGCUACAAAAAUAAUAGAGUCAUUGAGCGUUCAAUGGGUGACUCUUCUUAGUAUGGAUUCAUUUUAUAAAGUAUUAAAUGAAAAACAGCAUGAAAUGGCAGCAUGCAACGAAUAUAACUUUGAUCAUCCAGACGCAUUUGAUAUGGAACUUCUCAAGACUACGUUGCAACGAUUAAAAGAAGGAAGGAUGGUGGAAGUUCCUAUUUAUAAUUUUGUAACUCAUCGUAGAGAGAGUAGGACUAAAACAAUGUAUGGCGCUAACGUCAUUAUUUUUGAGGGAAUAUUUACCUUUUAUAAUGUGGAUGUAUUGAAGAUGUGCGAUAUGAAAAUAUUUGUUGAUACUGACGCCGAUGUACGACUUGCACGAAGAUUGCGUAGAGAUAUAUUGCAAAGAGGAAGAGAUUUGGAUGGUGUCUUAAAACAAUAUUGUACUAUGGUACAACCUGCCUUUUAUUAUUACAUAGCACCACUUAUGGUCCAUGCUGAUAUUAUUGUACCUCGUGGUGGAGAGAAUGAAGUUGCUAUUGAACUUAUUGUACAACAUGUGCAUACACAAUUACAAUUGAGAGGAUUUAAGCUCCGUGAACAAUUAGCCCAUUCUUACAUAGGUCAACCAUUACCUACAUCUUUAUAUUUACUUCCUGAUACACCACAAAUUAAAGGCCUACAUACGUUUAUAAGAAACAAAGAUACUUAUAGAGAUGAAUUUAUAUUUUAUUCGAAACGUUUGAUACGUCUUGUGAUAGAAUAUGCAUUGUCUCUUUUGCCAUUUGAGGAAGUUACGGUGGAGACACCGCAAGGAAUACCUUAUCAUGGUAAGCGAGGUGCAACAGACAAAAUUUGUGGUGUAUCUAUUUUACGUGCUGGAGAAACAAUGGAACAGGCUGUUCGAGAUGUAUGUAAAGAUAUAAGAAUAGGAAAAAUUCUUAUACAAACGAAUCAACAGACUGGUGAACCUGAGCUAUAUUAUUUGCGUCUUCCAAAAGAUAUCAAGGAUUAUAGGGUUAUAUUAAUGGAUGCUACUGUAGCAACCGGUGCUGCUGCUAUGAUGGCUAUUAGAAUUCUUCUCGAUCAUGAUGUAGCAGAAGAAAAUGUUUUAUUGGUAUCUUUACUUAUGGCGGAAUCGGGUGUUCAUUCCAUCGCUUAUGCUUUUCCAAAAGUGAAAAUAGUUACAUCUGCUUUGGAUCCAGAGAUAAAUAAUAAAUUUUAUGUAUUACCAGGUAUUGGUAAUUUCGGUGACAGGUAUUUUGGUACCGAACCAUCUUCCUUAGAUGAUUAACGAAUUUUAUAUAAGUAGAAAUAAUCAUUUGUAGACUUAUUUGUUUCUUGCCUUUACUAUUGUGAUACUGCAAACAACAAUCCUUUCUUGUACUUUUAGUGUAGCUUAUUAUUUAAGUUUUUAAUUUCUCCCCGUUCGGAGAGUUGUACAGUUACAGUGAUAUGUCUAAACAAUCUCCUUGUUAAGUGAUUUCUGCGUCGAAGAUAAGUUUGUAAUAAAUUCUAUUACAUUGGUAUAUUAUAUUUUGUAAUAUACGCGUAUGUUCAUA
Messenger RNA from Polistes canadensis, 2165 nucleotides. Its product is annotated as uridine-cytidine kinase-like 1. The transcript is spliced from 11 exons. Bases 257 to 1897 code for a protein of 546 amino acids. The record is from RefSeq and is a predicted model, not a curated record. Gene Ontology annotation, cellular component: cytoplasm. Gene Ontology annotation, molecular function: kinase activity; ATP binding. NCBI's taxonomy places the organism in Eukaryota, Metazoa, Arthropoda, Insecta, Hymenoptera, Vespidae.